Messenger RNA from Vigna angularis (adzuki bean), 1434 nucleotides. RefSeq names its product TMV resistance protein N. The transcript is spliced from 2 exons. Gene Ontology annotation, molecular function: ADP binding. Gene Ontology annotation, biological process: defense response; signal transduction. Bases 1 to 1434 code for a protein of 477 amino acids. The record is from RefSeq and is a predicted model, not a curated record. Lineage: Eukaryota; Viridiplantae; Streptophyta; Magnoliopsida; Fabales; Fabaceae.
AUGGCUGCAUCAUCCACCUAUGAUGUGUUUCUCAGCUUCAGAGGAGGAUACACAGGCGAUAGUUUUGAUAGCAAUCUCUACAAAUCUCUCUGUAAGAGGGGAAUUCACACUUUCAAGGAUGAUGAGAUGCUUCUGAAGAGAAAGGAAUCAAUAGCAACGCUUCUGAAUGCAAUUGAAGAGUCUAGGAUUGCCAUUGUUGUGCUCUCUCACAACUAUGCUUCUUCCUACUUCUGUUUGGAUGAACUUGCCAGAAUCCUUCACUGCCAGACCAAAGGACUGUUGGUUAUACCGGUCUUCUAUAAGGUGCACCCUUCUGAUGUCAGACAUCAGAAAGGGAGUUAUGGAGAAGCAUUGACUAUGCAUCAGAAAAAAUUCGAAGAUAUGGAGAAGGUGCAGAAAUGGAAGAUGGCUCUGCACCAGGUAGCUAACUUGUCUGGCUAUCAUAUCGAAGACGGAGUUGGAUAUGAAUACAAGUUUAUUAAGAGAAUUGUUGACGAUGUCUAUGACAAGAUUACUCGUGAUUCUUUUACACAUGUUUCGGAUUACCCAAUUGGACUACAGUCACAAGUGCUAGAAGUGAGGAAGCUUUUGGAUUUUGGAUCUGAGGAUGGUGUUCACAUGAUAGGAAUCCACGGGAUGGGUGGGGUAGGAAAAUCAACACUUGCUCGAGCUGUCUACAAUGAUUUAAUUGGUGAGAAUUUUGAUGGAUUGUGUUUUCUUGAAAACGUGAGAGAAAAAACAAACAAACAUGGGUUAAAACACCUGCAAAGCAUCCUUCUAUCACAGAUAUUAGAAGAGAAGGACAUCAACUUUACAAGUACGCAGCAAGGAAUGAAGAAGGUUCUCCUGGUUCUGGAUGAUGUUAACAAGCCGGACCAAUUACAAGCAGUUGCUGGAGGAUGUGACUGGUUUGGUCCUGGCAGCAGAAUCAUAAUCACAACUCGGGACAAACAAUUGUUGGAAAAUCAUAGAGUUACAAUGACAUAUGAAGUGAAGGGAUUGAAUGACAAUGAUGCUCUUCAGCUGCUUAAAUGGAAAGCUUUCAGAAAUGAAAAGGCUGAUCCAUGUUAUGAGUUAGCCUUGAAUCGUCUUGUAACUUAUGCUUCUGGCCUUCCACUGGCUUUAGAAGUAAUAGGAGGCAGCUUGGUUGGAAAAAGUAUAGAAGGAUGGAAGACCGCUAUCCAACAAUAUGAAAUGAUUCGCAAGAGGGAAAUCCUGAAUAUACUUAAAGUAAGCUUUGAUGCUUUGGAGGAAGAAGAGAAGAGUGUUUUUCUUGAUAAUAGACUUAAAAUGCAUGACUUGCUAAGGGACAUGUCUAGGAUUGUCCGGAAGGAAUUACAGAAAGAAUUACAGAAAGAGCCGGGGAAUAACAUUAGAUCAUGGUUACAUAAAGAUGUGAUUCAUGUUUCGAAUAACAAUGUGAGUGAGGCUUAG